Molecule: messenger RNA, 5096 nt
Organism: Planococcus citri (citrus mealybug)
Lineage: Eukaryota; Metazoa; Arthropoda; Insecta; Hemiptera; Pseudococcidae
Product: cAMP-dependent protein kinase type II regulatory subunit-like
Exons: 8
Coding region: 343-1485 (380 amino acids)
Biological process (GO): negative regulation of cAMP-dependent protein kinase activity
Cellular component (GO): cAMP-dependent protein kinase complex
Molecular function (GO): cAMP binding; protein kinase A catalytic subunit binding; cAMP-dependent protein kinase inhibitor activity
Source: RefSeq, a predicted model, not a curated record
CCAUAAUCAGUGCAAGUGAUAUUUUUUAAAAAUUUAUAACUCUCCGUUGUCGUUUAUUAUUCGCGUUUAUAAUUAUUUAUAAGUAUUUUUUCUUAAAAUAAUCAUCGAAAAUGUCAAUAUAUCACGCGUAAUUGUGUAUUUACUCGAACAUAUCAUCUCUCAGUGGAGUUACUCGUCCUUCAGAUAUUCGUUUCUGUUGGGUCAAGUCAGAUUGCAGUUUCAACAUAAUAUUAUGUAGAGUAGCUAUUCCUCGUAUCCAAAAUCAUCAAUAUUUCGUCAAGUCUUACCAACUAAAUGAUUACCAGUUUAUCGUGAAUUCUAACUACAAACUCGAAAUAAAUCAUGAGUCGGGGUAGCGUCAACAAAAUCUACGUUCCCGACGAGCUACGUGAAAUAUUGCUCGAUUUCACCGUGAAUUAUCUACUGGAACAACCUCAGGAAGAUGUAGUCACAUACGCUUGCGAUUUUUUCAACCGAUUAAGGGAAACUCGCAAGUUGGCGGAUAUAAGAUCACCUUCUGUUGGCGAAGAAUCAGUUAUCUCUGAAGAUGAAGCUCCUAUGAAUAGAUUCAAUUCUAGACGAAAAUCUGUCUUCGCCGAAGCAUAUAAUCCCGAAGAGGACGACGAUGAUGAUAAUAAAAAAGUCGUCUUUCCUAAAUCCGACGCACAAAGACAAGCAUUAGCUGAUAGUGUCAAAGAUAUAUUACUAUUUCGUUCAUUAGACAAAGAACAAAUGAACGAAGUUAUCGACGCUAUGUUUGAAAAAAUCGCGGAAAAAGACGAUUAUAUCAUCAAACAAGGAGACGAUGGAGAUAAUUUCUAUGUCAUACAAGAAGGUGUCUACCAAGCAUUUGUGAAUACCGACGAUGGAAAGCAAUUAUUAGUUCAUACGUAUAAUGGUAAAGGUAGCUUCGGCGAGUUGGCUUUGAUGUACAACAUGCCACGAGCAGCUACAAUCCAAGCAGCCACCAAAGGUUCUUUAUGGGCGAUGGAUCGUCAAACAUUUCGUCGUAUCGUAUUAAAAAGCGCUUUCAAAAAACGAAAAAUGUACGAAGCCUUGAUCGAUAACGUACCGAUGCUAAAAGCUCUACAGUCGUACGAAAGGAUGAACUUGGCCGACGCUCUGAUUCCUCGCUCUUAUAAUAACGGAGAAUGCAUAAUCAAACAAGGUGAUGCUGCCGAUGGAAUGUAUUUCAUCGAAGAUGGCACCAUUCGUAUAUGUAUUUUGGACGAAGCCAAUAAAGAAGUAGAGAUUAAGAAGAUCGAAAAAAGCGGGUAUUUUGGUGAAUUGGCUUUGGUCACACAUAAACCCAGAGCUGCCUCGGCCUAUGCACUCGGCGAUGUCAAAUUAGCUUUCUUGGAUGUGGAAGCGUUCGAAAGAUUACUGGGUCCUUGCAUGGAUAUCAUGAAACGCAACAUCGACGACUACGAGAAUCAGCUGGUGAAAAUAUUCGGAUCAACGUGUAACGUUAACGAUGUCCGAUAAACGAGCACAACUAACCAAAGUGCCAUACAAAAAAAUAACCAAUUUUAAGUAUCAUUUUUUCCGCGUUACUUUUUUUCUACUUUUGAUAUCUAAUUUUUCGUUCUUGUUUUAUUUUUGUUUUUCGUUUUCACACGCCUAGUUGCGGUUUUUGGAAUUCGGAAAAAAUUACGUAUCACGAUUACGUACGAAAAAAAAGACGAAAGAAAACCAAACAUGCUAAAGUAUUAAUUUCCGAUAAUUUUUAAUUCACUUUUGUUGAUUUUAUUUAGGUAUAGGUAGUAGUAAUUCUAGCAUGUUUUUUUUUUCGUAAUCUGAAGUCAGAACCUACCCUAUUUUCAUUCUAAUAUGAUUCACUUCUUUUACAUAGGCAACUCGAAGUUGGGGAGGUUUUUUUUUAUUUUUAUUUUUUUUUAAAUUAAGAAAUCAAAAAAUUUCAAUAUCGUGUGCAAUAUUCUGUUUUAACUUUUAAUUUUUAUUUUUGUGUUAGUUUUGUUCGUUUGUUCAUUUCGCUUCUUUAUAUGUAUUUUAAUUUUCCCCUCCCUCAUUCUUGUUACAUUUUGUUAUUUAUUGUCACAUUUUAAAUGGUGUUGGGGUGACUUGGAAGUGAUUUUUAGUAUUGCUUUCCAACAUGUUCCUUACGUGUGUCGACUCAAUUGCUACAAUGAGAAGAGCAAUUGUGUAGGACAUAUCAGUUGUAAUCAAUCGUAUGUGUGUAGCAUAUGAACUGGCAGACUUUAAGGUUCGUUGUUCCCAUCUUUUAUUUUUUUUUCUCUGUUCAAAUGGUUACCUCAUAUUAACGAAGGCGAGUACGUAUUUUUUUUACGUUUCGAUUUCUUUUUUUUUUUCAAUUUUAAUUCUAAAUCAAUUCCGAAGAGUCGAAGGUGUUACGAGUACGAGGUUAGAUUGUACAUAUUUUAACGACCUCUUUCGUUAACCUUGAUCGAGUUAGCGUUCAGAAUAUUUUAAAAUAAGUAGUGUGAGAAAAAUUACCGCUUGUAUAUAUUUUUUUCUUCCUUUUUUGACUUUUUUAAAAAUUCAGUUUCAAAUUUGGACCGAAGGAUAUCCACUUACGUCUUCUUAUAUUACGAUGUAUAAAUUUUGGCCAAUCUCUUCGAUAAGAAAAUUUAGCUAGACGAGUGGCUUAUUUCUCGAGAAAAAAAAAUACACUGAUCAGUGCUGGGCUAUUUUGAUUGAUAAAAGUGAGGUCAUUGUUUCCCUCGUUCGAGUGAAUGGCAGUGGCAUUGGUGGUUAUAUUUUUCCUUCAUUUAACGGUAUUAGAUAGUUUACUUGUUAUUUCUAGUCUUAUAUACGAUAUCGUUUAGUUGAAUAGUUUCUCGAGUGUGCGUCCGGACACGCUGUGUGAUGGUUGAUGGACGAUACACUCGUCGGUUUGUUAAUUUAGUAGAAGUCUUUUAGAUUACGAUUUUUUAUAGUUAGUUCGCGGCUCGGUUUUGUCUCGUGGAGUACGUAGAUUACGGCAUAUCAUUUUGGAUGAAAUUUGUGAUGAUUUUACGACUGUUAUUUUAGGUAUAGAAUAAACGAAGCUUAGGAUGGAAAAUAGUCAAACGGAGGAGUCGGAUUGGUUAGUCGAGUAAAAAAGGUCCUUAUUUGAGAUUCGGGUUUUUAUGGUUUAUUAUUGGUGGAGUGAGGCAGAAGUGAAGUUUUAACGCGGUUGUGAUGAAUUUGGAUUACUUUUGGUUUCGAAUGCAUAUUUUUCAAUUCGGAUUCGGAUCAUGGAUCUUGAGUGUAAUUUUGAAAAUUAGAACUAGGCUGGGAAAAAUUCUCGUUUGAGCCUUUCAUCAUGAAAAAAAGGAUCGUUGCCUUCAGAUGAGCGAUAUUUUUAUCAAUUGAAGGAAAUUGCGAGAAUUGUUUUUUAUUCGAGACUUCAUUGUGUUGAGAAGUUGACCGUAUUGUCCAGUCAAAGUGACUAGUACAGACAGCAUUAAGGCGUUACUGUUGUUAAUUCAUCGUGUACAAUUUAAGCAUUAUUUUUCCGUCCUUUGUAUUUUUCAAAUACGUGUUCGAGGAAAAAUCGCACAUCCAGGGAGGGGUACUCGAUUAAUCAAUUUGCUGCUUUUUUAUUUUAUCAGUAGUAGAUGCGAUACUUCGAAGCAUCACCGUUGCAUGUAUAAAAAUGAUUCCAAAAGAUCGAGUGGUCGGUCAGAAUUUUUUUCAUUUUUUUUUCUAAUCAAUUUUUUUCUUCACUUAAUUUCUGACCGGCUAAUUCUAUAAUGACGCGAAGUUUUCUUCCAAGUUUAAUCAAAAGGUUCGACGUACCUUUGACCAUUGAAGAAAUUCUUUGACGGUGAUCGGCACGUUAAUUUUGACAAUCAUUCGCGUAUUGUAAUAUUCGAUAAUCUACGAAUUGAAUUCGAAUGAGGAGUAUUUUAAAAAUUUGUACUGUUUGUUCGUACAAUAAGAACACGAAACGAAUACUUAUAUAUUUUUUAUUUCUUAUUUGCUAGAAUGAAAUAAGGUAACGGUAAUGUUUCGAGGAACCCGACCCUAUAAUAAUAAGUAUUACAAACAAAACUUUUUUACUUGUGUAUCAGUGUGUGAAAAAAAAUGUUCCCAUGUAGCAUAUCUAUGUAAAUUUAUGAUCAUACAAAAUGUAAAGUCAUAUAAAUUUUAAAAGCUGUCGCAAUAUUUUUUACGUAAUGUACAAAAUUGUCUACGUAUUAUUAUAAAAUUUCAACGUUCUAUAACGAAUAUCACUAAUUUUGUUAAUUGAAAUUUAUAUACAUACAUUCCAAUCCUCUUUGUAUCACUAUGUUGUGUUUUCGCUAAGGCGUUUUUUUUUUUUUUUCAUUUUGUUCUCCUUUUUUCCCUCUUGUUUCUUCAUGGGACCUAAUAAUUUAGCAAUUUAACGUACAAUGUAACAUAAGUAUUUACUUAAAGUUUGAAGAAAAAAAUUACUAAUCCUAAAUUAUUUAAUCGAGUUUGAUUUUUUUUUUUAGGGAUACUAUGUUAUGUUUAAAAACAAAAGUUUAAUAAUCCAAUUUACGAAUAAUUGUAGUUUGAGACUGUUAAAUUCUAUUCUUAAUGGUAUGGGUUAUUUUACCAGUACUUGAUGUACGUAUUUUAAUUUAUUGUUUCGUUUCGUUUUUUUUUUCCUUUUCAUUUAUUCGUUUAUAUGUUGUGUGGCAGUCUCUGUAGCGUAGUUUUUAAAUAUUCUACUAUUUAGAUAGGUACCUACGUUUUUGCUCAUCGAGUUAUACAUUCCUAAGUACGGAAAAAAUGAAUCAAAAUCUCCCCAUAAAGCAGUAUUUUUUUUUAAAACUUAAUGUUCGUUUCAUUUUUAUCGAUGUUUCUACCUAUUUGAAAAGAAAAGUUGAAUUCAUUUUUUUUUUUUUUUUAAUAAAAAAAAUGUGUUUUAUUAUCACUAGCUUUAAAGUAGCUAACGCACACGAUUAUCGGGGAAAAAUUCAUUUAUAGAAAAGGGCUGUUAAUCUAACGCGUAUUUUACUAUGUUACGUUACGUAUGUUUUAACCGAAAUGUGUAACUUUUUAAUCAUAAAUAGAGUAUCGUGUUAACGUUCAGUCGUACCAUAGUUAAUAUUAGUAAUUUUUAAGCAGUAUUAAUUUAUUUAAUAAAUGUAUUAAUUGAUGAA